AUGGAAGCUCCUCUCCCCUUCCUCCCAAGUCCCAACCCAAACCCGCCAGCCGCAGACACAACGUCAACAUCAGCCAUUGUUGCAGCCCUUAUUGGUUUCUCGUCUGACACGGCCACCUCGUCCACGACCCACUCCCCUGGUUCAUCUCUCUCCUCCGCCGCCGUCGUGGACCAACAGCUGCAGAUUAAUCAGACACAGAAAGGGAAGUAA
Linum trigynum is the source of this 210-nucleotide messenger RNA. The record is from the annotation of a GenBank genome assembly. Lineage: Eukaryota; Viridiplantae; Streptophyta; Magnoliopsida; Malpighiales; Linaceae.